Messenger RNA from Jaminaea rosea, 1758 nucleotides. RefSeq names its product WD40 repeat-like protein. NCBI's taxonomy places the organism in Eukaryota, Fungi, Basidiomycota, Exobasidiomycetes, Microstromatales. Gene Ontology annotation, cellular component: nuclear pre-replicative complex. Gene Ontology annotation, biological process: rRNA processing; DNA-templated DNA replication. The transcript is spliced from 2 exons. The record is from RefSeq and is a predicted model, not a curated record. Gene Ontology annotation, molecular function: protein binding. Bases 1 to 1758 code for a protein of 585 amino acids.
AUGGUCCGCCUCCCGCGCGAGUCGCUCCUCUUCUCAUCGCCAAACCACCUCUGUCUGGUCGAUGUCGCCCAUCCAAAGCCUUCAGCGCCCGUCGUGAGCCUCAAGCCGUCCUCUUCGACGCCUCCUCCAGCGCAAUGCUUGUCCGUCGUUCCUCCUGACCCCUCGCGUGGUAGCCAAGGAUUGGCAGCAUGGGUCGACGGUCCGAAGCGCAAUAUCAUCUACGUCUCGCCUCUUUCCACGCCGACCUCCUCAUCAUCGUCAAGUAAACAGGCCUCGCCAACUGCAACACGCUGGCAUCCCCCGCAACCGGUCUCCUCACUCUUGCUCAGCCCGGACGGACGCCUCCUCCUGGUAGGAUGCGACGAUGGGCGUGCCUACCUUUGGGAGGUGAGCAGCGGUCUGCUUAGAGCGACGUGGGAGCCACACUUUCGUGCUGUGUCAGCGAUAGCAUGGAGUGCUGAUGGCGGGAUGGUGGCUACGGGGAGUGAGGAUGGCAGAGUGUGUGUUUGGAGUAUUGUAGGUCUCUACCAUCCCUCUGGUCCCCAUCCGCAACCCUACGCAACUCUCUCCUCCCACCUGCUCCCAAUCACAGCCCUCUCCUUCUCCCCGGCAACAUGCAAUUCCACCCCUUCGCGCGCCCAACUUUGGUCGGCAAGCAAGGACGGGACAGUCAAGCUGUGGGAUAUGCGCAGCAGAUCGCUGCUGGCGGAUGUGGUUGAUCCGGCAGGUAUUGCAGCAGGAAGCGCGAAGGGUGGGGCAUCUCCUGCGGUAGACGCUCUGGCAGUUGAUCAGACGGGACGCUUUGCCUUCGUAGCGGCUGGUGGGCAAGUGAGUCGCAUAGACGUCUACAAGAAGAUCUCGGAGCCUUCCUUCGCAGCAGCAACAGCAGCAUACGAGACUUUCGACCCCUCCUCCUCCUCUUCUGCAACCGCCUCGUCAUCGCGAAGUAUCUCCCUCCCCACCAGCUCCGGUCGUCCAACGUCUCUCUGCGUCUUGCCCUCCUCUUGCACACUGGCAGUAGGAACUGCGCAGCCUUCCGCCUUGCUAUUCGUGGAUAUCGCCUCCCGCCAGGUAUUGCGGAGUGUUUCCCUCGCCGGGGAGGGGGCGACGGCAACCUCAGCAGCAGCAACGGGCGCUGUAGGAGUGACAAACGUGGCGGGGAUGUACAGGCCCAACGAGGACGAGAGGGGCGAGGGAUUCGUGGCGAACAAGGCAGCAGCAGCCCCGAGGAUCAUUGCAGCCAAAUUGGAUCGCGUCGUACGCUCGGCGGGCGGGGUUGGCGCUCAUGGCGUCGAGGAGGGAGAGGAGGAAGACGAUGAAGAGUACUGGGCUAUCCUCCCUGACAGGUGGGACGCUCACAUGGCUGAGGUCGCGCCCUCUGCGUAUCCCGCCACCGCUGGAGCAGCAGCAGCAGCCUCCUCGGUACCUCAGACGAACGGAGCCGCGGCUUCGACUAGUGAUACGGAGCUUCAGUCGCGUCUCAAAGCCUCAGAAACCCGUACGGCGCAAUUGGAAGCGCAGGUCAGGCGAGCGGCCAAGUUGAAUGACGAUUUGUGGGGAAUGUUGGUCAAGGGAGGACAUGUGAAGCAAGGCGAGCAAGCUGGCGCUGCGGCUGUGGCAGGGACUGAGAAGGGAAAGGGGGAUGAAGAUGAUGAGGAAUCGGAGGUGGAAGAGGAGAAGGAAAAGGGCAAGACGACACGCGCCUCACGGUCCAAGGCAACCGCGGGUAAGGGGAAGCAAAAGCGGAAGCGCCACUGA